AUGUACUGGCUUGAUGGUAGGGAUAUGAUUCUGCCUCGGGGCGGUGAGGAAUACUGGGAGACACCUGAACGCGAUGAGGUGAUAGAGAAGGCUCACAAUGCGAUAGGAGUCCUUGCUGACAAUCUCAAGGCUUCUGUUGUUUUGGGUGAUCGCACGUGGUGGUGGAUUUCUGCAUGUGAAUAUAUUGACACUGUCAUUGGGAUCGUGCAUCGCACGGCUUUGUGGAGUUAUAGGGACGAGGGUGUUGGGUAUAACACAUGUAAGGAUAUGUUUGAGUGGCUGGACGCCAUUUACGCUGAGUGGACUUCUAUUCCUAUGCCUUUGCCACAUUUCACCCAUCCCUCUUCCCCUUGA
Cantharellus anzutake is the source of this 354-nucleotide messenger RNA. RefSeq lists its product as uncharacterized. Bases 1 to 354 code for a protein of 117 amino acids. The transcript is spliced from 2 exons. The record is from RefSeq and is a predicted model, not a curated record. Lineage: Eukaryota; Fungi; Basidiomycota; Agaricomycetes; Cantharellales; Hydnaceae.